UCUCCACAGGUCUUUAAUGACAUAAUGGCCACCUUUUAGCUGUUCAGUGGACCUUUUUUACUUUUUAUUUUUUUGUAAAAAGUCUCUUUAGAUCUCAGUAGAUGUCAAAUGUCAUUAACGCGCAACAGCACAUCACGCAUAUACGUGUGCGCGCGCACUUGACACCUGUUAGCUCUCGUUGCGCGCGCUGAUGAUGCGUGCCAUUGUUGUGACUCGCGCUACGUGGACCACCUCAAAACUCUGACGCCAGGUCGUCAUGGAAACUGAUUUAAGCUCGGGGCUCCGAGAGAGCAGAAGGUGCGGGGUACCGCAGAGUUUCAGAACCACGGUCCGCCUGGACAGCGCUCGCGCUCCUGAGACCUGCAGCCCUCCCCAGCUCUGGAGUUCAGCCUAAUGAUCCCUAAUCGAGCAGAUCCCUGUCGGAUUAACCCUGGACACCAGCACUGACGCUUCUGCUCAUCCAGCGAUCUUGUGAACAUAAUAGAGAUGGAAGAUGACCGCCGGUUUCACAAACUGACAAAAGAACAAGUGGAUACUUUGGACCAAGUUCUUACAGAAGUCAUUCCCAUUCAUGGUAGGGGUAAUUUCCCAACCCUUGAAAUCAAGCCUAAAGACAUAAUCCAUGUGGUCAGAGAUAGACUAAUUUGGAAGAAAAUCAAGGUGAGAGAUGUCCGUCUCAAUGGCUCUACAGCCAGUCAUGUGCUGGUCAAAGAGAAUGGCACCAGCUACAAAGACUUGGAUAUCAUCUUUGGUGUGGAGCUUCCCAAACCAGAGGACUUCCAAAUUAUCAAGGAAGUGGUCUUGGGCUCUCUGCUGGACUUUCUACCUAAAGGUGUCAACAAAGAUAAGAUUACAGCUCUCACCAUGAAAGAGGCGUAUGUACAAAAAAUGGUGAAGGUGUUCACUGAGCAUGACCGCUGGAGCCUUAUCUCCCUUUCAAAUAAUAGUGGUAAGAACAUGGAACUCAAGUUUGUCAACUCUUUACGACGCCAGUUUGAAUUCAGUGUGGAUUCCUUUCAGAUCAUCCUGGACAGUAUGCUUCAAUCUUAUUUGGAUGCUGAAAGGAGGAAGAUUGUGGAAGGGCAAGAGGGCCAGGACUCUUCACUAGCUCAAAGUCAAGGAAUUCAGAUAGCCCUAAUGGAUGAACCACUCCUCAGCUCAAGUGACACAGGGAAUCACCAGGAAAUUGACAUCGACAUGUCCUGCAAAUCUGAUGAUAUUCAGACUUUGUGUGACUCUCAGUGUAAUUCUAAAAUGAGUCAGAAAGAGCCGUUUAAAUACUUAGAACAAGAACCAACUCUUGAAAUAGACAAAGAUGUUGAAACAGAGAUGGUGCAAACAACAACUUUGCCUGUAUCUAUGGAAAAAGUAUCUGAGCACUCUGUAAUGGUGCAUGUGGAGGAAAAGAAUGAACUUCAUGAAAAUAUGGCUUUGCAAAUGGAAACACUGCUUGAAGUAAAUACAAAUGAAACUGGUAUUGAACCAGGGGAGGGAAAUGAACUGGUUGGAGUAAAAACUAUGUCUGUUAAGGAAACAGAUCCAACUGUUAAAACAUAUAUUAAUGAAACAGACUCUGACAAAACAAAAUACAUGUUAGAAGUAGAGCAAGUUAAAUCCCAACCAUGGCUUGAAAUCGUGCAUACAGACUUCUCUUGUCUUUCAACAACAGGGACCUUUAGUGAGCGAUGCACAUUCCAACCUGCUCCCAUUACAUUUCUUACACAAUCAGCACUAGAAUCAUAUGCGGGAUAUCCUUUACCACCCCCUGCCAAGAAAAACAGCCAAAAUUCACAAAUGGUUGUUCUCAAGCAUUCCUCACCCAAACCUCCUCGGAAAAUGUCCAAAAAGACAACUCUUGUACCAUAUUCAACAGAAAAAUCAGUGUCAAAUAAUUCAGAUGUUAAUACUUGUCAGGUUUUGCAUCCACCUAAAGCUUACACAACAGAAUCAUUACCUAUGCAGGUUAAAAUGUCAGGUUUUACCACAAAAAGCUUUGAAUUAUCCAGUGCCUCAGAAAAUGACUCUAAAGAGUCUAAAGAACUAGCCAAUUGUACCAGAGCUUUUACUGUUGCUGCUCCAGAGAAUGGUAUGCAUUCUGAAAAGACAUUGUACAUGAGUCUAUCACCAGAGGAAAGCCUUCAAAGUCGAGUGCAAACUUCAGAACCAGAAACUGGUGAAGCUACUCAUGUCACUAUUCUAAUUCCUGCAUCCAUUCCCAGUUGUCUCCCCAAAGAUCAAAACAGGAUAAACCAGCCUUUUAAUGAAAGUGUUCAGACAGCACAGUGUCAGGCAAUGGUACCUCUUAUUAAUGUGAAUUCAGAGCCUUUACUGCAGGCAAAUAACAGUUAUGACCUCAACUCAGCCCCUCCCAAAAAGAAAGCUGCUGAGUCUUGUGCUCAAGUUGAUGAUGCCACAUCAUCAAAAUAUCUUACUGAAUCCUCAGAAUCAGUCGCUAUGGCAACAAAUUGUGCAUCUCAAAUGUUAAAUUCACUGUCUGCAGACCUUACUGUUGACUCACAAGUAGUAGGGACUAAUUCUUCAGACUCCGAACAUGUUAUAUCACUUCAAGUUCACAACUACCCCAUGUCCACUCUGCAGACUCAGGAGCUUAUUUUGCCAAGUCCACAGACUAAAGAACCUCCAGAACUAUUAUCACUUAUCUCUUUACCAGAAGUUCAAAGCCUCACAGUAUCAGUACCACAUUUGUCAAAGCCACUAGAACCUUCCAUAUCCUCAACAGCAAGUCUAGAAUCUCCUAGAAUCUCAGAACCCCUUUUAGAAUCACCAGUUAUAUCCCUGGAUGUCAUAGAACCCUCUGAAGUAUUCUUUAAAGUUACAGAACCAUCUGACUCACAGGUGUUAAAACCCUCUGCAGUAUUAGUGUCACACACAUUAGAAACAUCUAUGUCAUCAGUAAGUGAGGAGGUGGUUUUCAAGACAUUAGCUUCAGAAAUGAACGAGCCCAUACACCCUUCAAAACAGAUGCCUUGCAUUACAGUGUUGGCUGAGAGCAUGUAUGGUGACUUUGAGCAGGCUAUGGACCACCUACGCUACCGGCUAAUAGCGACACGCAACCCUGAAGAGAUCAGGGGUGGAGGCCUGCUCAAGUACAGUAAUCUGCUUGUCCGGGACUUCAAACCUGCCUGUGAAACAGAAAUUAAGACACUUGAGCGCUACAUGUGUUCACGGUUUUUUAUUGACUUCUCUGAUGUGAAUGAGCAGCAGCGCAAGAUUGAAUCAUACCUGCGCAACCACUUUAUUGGAGAGGAGAAAAGUAAAUAUGAUUACUUGAUGACCCUUCGGAGAGUGGUCAAUGAGAGCACUGUGUGCUUGAUGGGGCAUGAACGCCGUCAGACUCUCAAUAUGAUUACCAUUCUAGCACUUAAAGUCCUGGGUGAACAGAACAUCAUUCCCAAUGCCAAUAAUGUUACCUGCUACUACCAACCUGCACCGUACAUGACAGACCACAACUUCAGUACCUAUUACAUUUCAAACGGCCAGUCCCCACUGAUAUAUCACCCCUAUCCACUACACAUACACAUGCAGUCUGGAUUAGUUUAAGUCUAGGUAUGUAACAUUGAUGGUAAAUUGCACAGGGAAAUCUCUGAAUCUUGCAACCUAAAAUAAAUAUCCACCACAACAAGUGAUCUACCCCUUGAGCAUGUGUCCCAAUACUUAACUGAAGUUAAUAAAUAAAUAAAUAAAUAAACCUUAAGAACCAGCUGAGUGUUGGACAACAGUGUUUGUCAAUUAAGAUCCUGAUCUAUCAGUCAGAAUUACACAUACAAACACUGGAUUCAUUGCACUAGCAAUGUGAAGGUUAAAACAAAUGUCACGUGCAUUUCAUUUUAAAAGACAAUGACAAGAUAACUGGUUUAAGAAUAGGAAGACAGAAAAAGAUUGCAAUAAAUAGUUACUUUGAAAAAUACAUUCGGAGGAAAAAACUUUGCUAGGCCUGUUCUUGUCUUAUCAGAGGUAGCUGAAAAGUCCUGUUCUAACAAAGAAACAAAUAAAACAUAAUACACUAUCAAAUGCUUUUGAUAGAACAAAUUGGCAUGACAAAAGUUGCAAGAGAAAUAAUCAGCAUGUAGCCAAUGCUUUAUUAAAUAGUAAAGUACUUUUGUUGUCUGAAACAGUUAAACUGAUUGUUCCCGCCUUGUUAUGCUCUAAGAAUGUUCAGAAAGGUCAGUGCUCCAUCAAUUUUCUGUUUGAAUUGUUUUAUAUGUUGUGAUAUUUUGUAUACAACUACUGGGUGUGUGUAUUUCUAUUAAUAAUAUAUAAUUAUUAGUAUAUUAUGAAUGAUGAUUCCAGGGGUGUCCAGUUGUGCUCCUGGGGGCCCGCUGUCCUCCAACAACCCUGCCUGCAAGUUUCAGAUGAUCCUAAAGACUUUGAGUAGGGGGUUCAGGUGUGUUUAAUUAGGACUAGAGCUAAUCUCUGCUGGUGGCCUUCCAGGAACAGGAUCGGGAAAAAAUGAGUAAAAAUGACUAAAUUAGAGAUUUAUAGAGUAAAUUAGAGAUCUGUAGUGAUCUGAGUGAGGUGCAAAGGUUACUACCAAACUUGGAAAAAUAAGUAAACAAACAAACCAAUUACAAAAGAAGAAAGAAAUAGGGAUGAUUGCUGGUGUCUUUUGUGUAUCUGUGGUGCACAUUGUUGAUUUUACAUGGAGAGCAACAAGCAGUCUUCUUUGAUUUUUUUUUCUUAUGUACUGUAAAUGUAGCCUCAAACAAUCCAUGUGAGGACAUUAAAUGAUGUUAUUUCUUUGUAUUUAACAGAACCAUCAGUGGUGCUGAAGACUUAAAUACAUUUCCUCCCCUUUUUUACAUCUUUGUGACUAAAAUACAUAUAUUUUUCCAAGAAUUUCUGUGUAGAACUGUAUUAUAGCCUACAUGAAAGAUUGCACCAGCCACACAUACAUUAUACACAGAUAAACAGGAAUAGAAACUAUAGUCAGGACCAAAAAUGUAAAAGUGUAUAUUGUUGGACAUCAAAAUGGCAUGAAGAUAGCUUAACUGUUAUGUUUAUUUAAAUGAUAAUUUUAGCAAAAGUUAAGUGAUUUGCUUAAAUAAUCAAAAAAUUCAGAAGCAAGAGAAAAUAUACACUUGUAUGACAUGCUGACUUCACUGUUAUUGUAUAAAGAAAUGCUAUUUUUUAGGUUAUCUUGAGUGCAUAGUAAAAGUAUUAGCAAAUGUUUGACCUUGACCUUAAUACAAGUGCAAAAGUUUAAUAGAUCAUACAGAGAUCUUAUCACUAGCAUAGUUAUUACAACUAUUGGAGUUACUUUUUCCUGUGCAAACCCAUAGUUUUGUAAAGUAAUGGCUGGGUUAUAUUAUGAUUUCUUGUCUAACAUUCUUUUUUACCAUUAUGUAAUAGUCUACCUUUAAAAAAACAGCCAAAACCUGUAGUAACACUGUGGUUAGAAAUAGGUUUAGACUGAAAUUGUUUACCAAGAGGAUAUAUACCCGUCAUGAAAUACAUAUGACCAAAAUUAUUUUUGCAGGAAAACAUCAGUGCCUACAGUAAAUGAGCAGGAGAAAGCUGUAAAGAAGGUGUCAGAAAGGACAAUGCUCCUGCAAAUGCAGCAGUCAUUUUUUAUUAUUUUCAGGUGUGCAUUUCCUCCUCUUCUCAUUCUGUUUGUGUUGAUGUCAGAUGUAGUUCUGUGCUGUGUUUUAUUUAUUUAAUAAAACGAAUACAAAGAGAAUAGACCCACUUCAUUACAAAUGAGC
Carassius auratus (goldfish) is the source of this 5723-nucleotide messenger RNA. RefSeq lists its product as uncharacterized. NCBI's taxonomy places the organism in Eukaryota, Metazoa, Chordata, Actinopteri, Cypriniformes, Cyprinidae. The transcript is spliced from 2 exons. Gene Ontology annotation, molecular function: poly(A) RNA polymerase activity; RNA binding. The record is from RefSeq and is a predicted model, not a curated record. Gene Ontology annotation, biological process: mRNA stabilization. The coding region runs from base 487 to 3561 and encodes 1024 amino acids.